GUGCCUUCUGUAUUCCCUUGUACGUGCCCUACGUGCUGACGGGGAGAUGGAUCUUCGGGAGAAGCCUCUGCAAACUCUGGCUGGUAGUUGAUUACCUGCUCUGCACCUCUUCGGUCUUCAACAUCGUGCUGAUCAGCUAUGACAGGUUCCUCUCGGUGACAAGAGCGGUUGCCUACAGAGCCCAGCAAGGCAACACCAAGCAAGCGGUGCUGAAGAUGGUGAUGGUGUGGGUACUGGCCUUCCUGCUUUAUGGACCGGCCAUUAUCAGCUGGGAGUACGUAUCAGGCCGGAGCAUCAUACCCACUGGGCAAUGCUACGCUGAAUUUUUCUACAACUGGUAUUUUCUCAUGACCGCCUCUACGCUGGAGUUUUUCACCCCUUUCAUCAGUGUAAUGUUUUUCAACCUGAGCAUUUACCUGAACAUACAGAAGCGUACCAAAAUGCGCCUGGAUAUUUUCCACGAAGUGCACAACCAGUCCUUCACUGAAGAGAUGGAAAUGAGCCCAGAAGCAAAGCUUUCUUUGAAAUGCUGUAAGUGGGAGCAGAAGGAGCCAGCUGAAACCCUCGAUCUCUCUAAGAGCAAAGCUCAAGCAGCAGCUUCCACUGCCAGCCUGGGUGCCAAGGACCUGCUGCCAGCAAGCUGCGAGAGCUCCGAGAAACCCAAAUGUUGCAACAAAAAAACCUGUAAAAAUUCAGCAUCCACUCUGUCCUUGGAGAAACGGGUGAAGGUAGUGUCCCAGAGCAUGACUCAACACUUUAGGCUCUCUAGAGACAAGAAAGUGGCUAAAUCACUGGCAAUCAUCGUGGGCAUUUUUGGGAUUUGCUGGGCACCAUACACUCUCCUGAUGAUCAUCCGUGCCGGCUGCCACGGCCACUGCAUCUCUGACUACUGGUACGAGGCUUCCUUUUGGCUGCUGUGGAUCAACUCGGCCGUCAACCCUGUCCUGUACCCUCUCUGCCACUACAGCUUCAGAAGAGCUUUUAUCAAACUCCUCUGUCCCAAGAAGCUAAAGGUUCAACCCCAUGAUCCCCUUCAGAACUGCUGGAAGUGA
Leptosomus discolor (cuckoo roller) is the source of this 1052-nucleotide messenger RNA. The record is from RefSeq and is a predicted model, not a curated record. Lineage: Eukaryota; Metazoa; Chordata; Aves; Leptosomiformes; Leptosomidae.